This is a messenger RNA of Phalaenopsis equestris, 994 nucleotides long. RefSeq lists its product as uncharacterized. The transcript has 9 exons. The record is from RefSeq and is a predicted model, not a curated record. The coding region runs from base 168 to 872 and encodes 234 amino acids. NCBI's taxonomy places the organism in Eukaryota, Viridiplantae, Streptophyta, Magnoliopsida, Asparagales, Orchidaceae.
UCAAUGGGUACAAAGACCUCUGAAACUCCCAUCUUUUCUCCUCCUCCUGCUACGCUCCUACCAGAAACCAUCGAAGAAGGAUUUUGGUUAAAUCCUGCAACCAAAUAGCCCCGAAGAGUUUGUGUGUUGCUCAUUUAAGUUAAAUCCGGAAUUUUCAAGGCAAUCAAAUGGAUCACUUAAAUUUGCUUGAAGAUUCGACCAAUAAGGCUGUUGAUACUAUUUUCACGGACUUUAUGACAAUAUGUGCCAAGCAUGAGGAGCUUUUUGAUGCAGGGAAGGGGUUCCUUAGAGGAUUCUAUCAAGCACUCGAGAUACUCAGGAGGACUCUACAUUCCAAAUCAUUGAGUGUGGUUGAUAAAGUAAUCAAAGCUAAUUGCACAGACAAACUGAAUGAAUAUGUUGAAGCUGGUUUCACUAAGCAUGAAAAUGCUGUUCAAACUAUUAUUAAAUUGCAUUUUUGCAAAGUGGGGCUUGAAGACCAUUUAAUGAAAGCAAAAGUUCUUCUUGAUGAACUUGAAAGCCUUAAGCACAAUGCAGUUGGUAUAGCAACGCGUGCUUUAGACGGACAUUUUUCAAAUUGUAUAUCUAACUCCCUCGACGAUACAAAAACCCAGCAAUCAUGUUCGGUUCAAGAGGAUGCAAAAGAAUCAGCGCUUCUCAUUGAAUUAAUGUCACGUGUACCUUUGAUGAGCAUCAUCUACGGAAUGCUGAAGCUUGAAUUUACAAUGCAGGAAAAAAUCAUCAAAUCUCUUGAUCUGAAGGCAUCUUCAUCAGUUCUUGAAAGCUACUGCCUGUUUUGGGAAUUACGGCCGGACAUAGAUGACAAUGCCUUGCACCUGGCCUGGAAAUAUGUUUCAGGACAUAAAAGCUGAAAGAAAUUAUGUCACCGCAGUGUCUGAUGAUUAUGGCUGUAAAUUAUGGAGUUGUCUAUAGAAUAAUACAAUAAAAAUAUCAUUUAAACAAUUUGUUUAUGUUGUAUUAAUGAGAAUGCUAG